Molecule: messenger RNA, 4080 nt
Organism: Pseudonaja textilis
Lineage: Eukaryota; Metazoa; Chordata; Lepidosauria; Squamata; Elapidae
Source: RefSeq, a predicted model, not a curated record
CUAGUGGUGGUUUUUUGUUUUUUUUUAAAGUAUUCAACUGGUUUGUCCUCUUUAUAGGUGGAGGGUAAUAGGGGAACUUCUUUUAACUGCUCGUUCACCCACCUCAGAAGAAGCAGGAAGAUGCAGCCACGGAUGUGGGUUUGGCUUCACCGUUGCACACAAAAGCUUUUAGAACAGAACAAGCUUUCAGUCAUGAAUCCAGAGGAGCAAACGGUGACUUGGUUGAUUUCUAUGGGGGCUUUAAACUCCCCCAAAAUGAUGGUGGAGGACCCCGUGCAAUUCCUCAAGGCCUCCCUGAAGGACGGGGUCGUCCUUUGCAAACUCCUCCUCCGACUUCUGCCGGGCUCUAUCGAAAAGUAUUGCCUGGAGCCCAAGACGGAAGCUGACUGCCUUGGCAAUAUCCAACAGUUUUUAAAUGGGUGCGCAGCAGCACUGAAAGUCGAGCUGUUUGAUGCCCACGAUCUCUACUCAGGAGAAAACUUCUCCAAGGUACUGACUGCCCUUUUGUCUCUCAACAAAGCAACGGAAGAUCCAGGAAGUGCUACCAGGAAGCCAUGUUCUCAGCCGCUUUCUCCGGCCCCCGGUGACUGCCAGCCCCUGACCCAAGCAGCCUCCACUCGGCCAUCGAGAGUGUUGCAGAGACAGUCAAGAGUUGGGGAGAUGACCGAGAACGGAAGCCACCAACUUGUGGUCAAGGCCCGUUUCCAGUUCAAGCAGACCAACGAAGAUGAGCUGACCAUCAACAAGGGGGACAUCAUUUACGUCACCCGCACGGAGGAAGGGGGCUGGUGGGAAGGGACUCUGAAUGGGAAGACCGGCUGGUUCCCCAGCAACUACGUCCGGGAAAUUAAAUCCACCGAUAAACUGCUCUCUCCUAAGGCUUUGAAAGCGGGUGAAGGUCCUCAACUUACCAAGAAUUACUAUGCUGUGGUACUUCAAAAUAUUUUGGAAACGGAGCGAGAGUAUGCCAAGGAGCUACAGUCCCUUCUAGGAACGUACUUGAAGUCUCUCCAGUCUUAUGACAAGCUGAGCCCUACGGACAUUGCCUCUCUACUUGGAAAUGUGGAGGAGAUCUGCAACUUUCAACAGACGCUCAACCAGACGCUGGAAGAAUGUGCUAGACUUCCCGAACACCAGCAAAGAGUGGGAGGCUGCUUCCUAAGCCUGAUGCCCCAAUUUGCGUCUCUGUACCUCACUUACUGCACUAACCACCCAUCUGCGGUCAACGUCUUGACCCACCACAGCGAUGAACUGGAGAAGUUCAUGGAGAACCAAGGGAUGGAUAUUGGGAUACUGACCUUGACCACGAGUCUCAGCAAACCGUUCACACGGCUGGACAAGUACAUUGCCCUUCUGCAGGAACUUGAGAGGCACAUGGAGGAGGCACAUCCUGAUCAUGAAGACAUUUUGAAAGCUAUAGGAUCCUUCCGGUCUCUUGUGACCCAGUGCCAAGAGAUGAGAAAGAGGAAGCAACUGGAACUGCAGAUCCUUUCAGAAACCAUCCAAGGUUGGGAAGGAGAAGACAUCCGAUCCAUGGGCAGCGUCCUUUAUAUGUCCCAAGCCAUGGUCCAAUAUGGAGGGAAUGAGGAGAAAGAAGAAAGAUACCUCAUGCUGUUUCCAAGCGUUCUGCUGGUGCUCUCAGCCAGUCCUUGUAUGAGUGGAUUCAUGUACAAGGGGAGACUCUCUUUAAUAGGAAUGCUGGUGACCAAAUCAGAUCUGGAAGGAAAUGACCAUACUUUUGAAAUCUCAGGGAGCAUGGGAGACCGGCUCACGGUUCACUGCAAUAGCAGCCAAGAUUUGCACGAAUGGCUUGACCACCUCCAACGGCUGACCAGAGGAACCACUUUCAGCGGUACCCUCUCGAAGACCCAGUCUUGGGGCUCCCAUUCGACUUUUAGCUCUACUGGACAGUGCCGUGGCCCACUGGAACCACCCCAGAUCCUCAAACCUUGGACCUUGAGUUGCCUUCGCCCAGCACCUCCUCUCAAGCCAUCGGUGGCCCUCAGCUAUAAAGAGCGGAUGUCCUACAUCUUAAAGGAUGCCAGUAAGAGCCCAAAGACGAUGAAAAAGUUCCUGCCCAAAAGAAAAACAGAGAGGAAGGCAUCGGAUGAGGAGUUUGUUAUUAGAAAAAGUACAGUUGCCUUAGAGGAAGACGCUCAGAUCCUGAAGGUGAUUGAGGCGUACUGCGCAGGGGCGAGUCUACAGCAGAACGUCGCUUCAGGGUCCCGCAAAGAUUCAGUCCCCCAGGUUCUACUUCCGGAAGAGGAGAAACUAAUCAUCGAGGAAGUGCGGAGUAACGGGCAGACUGUGGCUGAGGAGAAGAGUCUUGUGGACACCGUCUACGCACUAAAAGACGAAGUCAAAGAACUGAAGCAGGAGAACAAACGAAUGAAGCAAUGUCUGGAAGAAGAGCUGAAAUCCAGGAAAGAUUUGGAAAAAUUGGUCCGGAGGUUACUGAAGCAAACGGACGACAGUAUUCGAGAAGAGACCGGCCGCCAUUCCUCGAUGCUAGCUUGAACCCCCCCAAACCUCACUCAGGAAAGUUUUCAGCCGCCUCUUGCUCCUUCGUCAGGGAAUCACGCCUCUUUCGCUUCUUCGUCGCAGAAAAGAAAAGAUAAAAACAAAUAGCCCAGCUGUUUGUUUGGGUUUUUUUCUAUUCCUCCUCCCCUCGUUUUGCAUGCUGCUCACGGCCGCCGAAGAUUUGCUCCAAAAUGGACAUCACAAAAGUCGCAAAAAACUUUUCCAGGACUUCUGAUAUCGUUCCACCUCUUCCCGUGUGUCUCAUCCCAAGACUAUAUUGCUCCCGAGAAGGGAUGGGUCACCACUCAGCGUGAAGCAGGUUCCUGAGUGCAAAACCCAGUUGAGAGGAAACGCAGGGAAGAAACGACACACACACACACCCCAAAAAAACCCUGCCCGUACCUUCUUCUGUUCUUGUUUUGCUUUUAAAGUGUGUGUGUGUGUUUUUGUUUUUUUAAUUUAUUGAGUGGGAGGGAAAAGCAAACUCGGUUUCCUGAAUUGCAACCGAGAGAGAAGCCAAAGGAUCAUUUGCACUUCUAUUAUUAUCAUUUUUUUUUUGCCCAGGGAAUCAGGAAAACGAGCGUGAGAUUCGCCGUCCUCUCCUCGAGACUGCGAGAAUCCCCCUCUGCGGCCUUUCUGGAUAGGAUAUUAAUGCAAAGGAUCUCAGAUUUUCGGAGAACGGAUCCCUCUGGAUUCCCCGCUUUCAGUUCCUUGCGCAUUAGCACGGAUCCCUCAGGAAGUGGGUUGAAACGAAGAGACAGCAGCCAAUGGCAGGUUCACCUCUUCCCAUUGGUAUUGUCUCGCCGGUUUGAGCUGGGGGAGAGUUGGACUAGAAAGAUCACCAAGGUCCCUUCCAUCUCUGUGAUUCUGGUUUUAGCAGCAACCAAGGCGGCCUGAUUACAGGUCUGUCCUCGCCUUACAACAGUUCCAUUUUGUGACCCUUCAAAGUUACAAAAGGAUGUGGGGGGGAAAGUGACUUACGAACAUUUUUCAAGUUGCCAAGCGCCUGAAAUUUUUUUGAUCGCCCGGCCAUGGGGGAUGUAGCAACUGCCGCACGUGCGAGGAAUGGUUGUACGUUAAUUGUUUUUCAAUGUUGUGGUAGCUUUUCAUGGCCACUAAACGAAGAGUCGUAAGUCGAGUUACCUGGGCUCUGAGAUUGGAGAGGAGCUAGCUGCCUUGGGCUUUCUAUACCGGCAGAAUUAUUUUUUGAUAGCCGCCCCGUAGCAAGAGUGAGACUGACUCCGAAAAAGUCCAGUGGGAGCUAGUCUUUGCGUUCCAGCUGUUGGCGGCUGGAGGGGAAAGUUUUGACAGGCAAAAGCUCUUUGGCUGCAGCAGCGGAACGCAUUUGGAGACAGUCAGGAAGGGCCGAGACAAUCAGAUCGCAGGGGAAAGCCGAAAAAUACGAAGAGGCAAAACGCACACAAACUGAGCGAGGGACGCAUUCUUGGGUUGGCCAACUUUGUGUGGAAGCGUGUUGCAAAGAAACAGAAUGGAGAUGUGACCCCCUAGAAGAUCUCCCUCAAGUCUGCAUGUAAGCAAUGGACUUUUCCCUCUUCAACC